Molecule: messenger RNA, 2721 nt
Organism: Acipenser ruthenus (sterlet)
Lineage: Eukaryota; Metazoa; Chordata; Actinopteri; Acipenseriformes; Acipenseridae
Product: butyrophilin subfamily 1 member A1-like
Exons: 11
Coding region: 189-1634 (481 amino acids)
Molecular function (GO): protein binding
Source: RefSeq, a predicted model, not a curated record
GUGGGGAGGAAGUUGAUUCCCUGGUGCGCAGUGUGGCCUUGUCGACAAGACAACAAGGAUGUUGCUCGCUGUGGUCGGCACUCACUUCCUGUCUGCAAAAUACAAACAAGGCGAUAAAAAAUAAAAACGAAUCUCUGGUUCAGAAAUUCACCCAGCGUCUCUAUGAAAGUGCUGAAUGGGAAAAGAAGAUGCGAUUCCUGGGGAGGACCUGUCUCAUUGUCUUGAGUUUGCUACCAGCUGUUUCUACACAGAGAGAUGGCAGCUCUGUUAUUGGCUCUGAUCUGCCCCACAUUGCCUCUCCUGGUGAAGAUGUCAUCCUGCCCUGUCACAUCACCCCCAGUCUUAGUGCUGUGGACAUGGAAGUGAGGUGGUUCAGAGAGAACAUCAGGGUUCCAGUUCAUUUAUAUUCAGAUCGAAGGGACCAGACAGAUGUUCAGGACAGUGACUAUCGGGGCCGCACUGCUCUCUCGAUAUUGAGGGUGGAGGAAGGCAUUCUUUCUCUGUACCUGAGAAACCUCCGUCACACUGAUAGCGGGGUCUAUUACUGCUCUGCCACUGAUGGAGUCUGGUAUGGACAAGGAAAGACUGAACUGAUAGUCAGAGCUCUGGGGACCCAGCCCUCAAUCUCUAUGGACUCUACACAAGGAGAGCAGACCCGGCUGGUGUGCAGAUCAGAGGGGUGGGACCCUGAACCUGAAGUGAUCUGGAGAGACAGGGAUGGAAACAAUGUGACAUCACUGUCCAACACAACACUGCUGAGAGUCAGUCAGGGGCUCCUCAGUGUCAGCAGCUACAUCAAAAUCAAACAGCAAUCCAACGUGUUCUCUUGUCUGGUUAGAAGUAAAACACCCAAGCCAGACUGGGAAUCCAAACUCCACAUAUCCAGUGAUUUUUUCCCAGGAGUCUCUGGAUGGAUGGUGGCUUUCUUCUUGACUUUAGCUCUCAGUAUUGGAGCCAUUCCUCUGCUGGUGAUCCAAUGGAGAAGAAUGGAUGCCAUGGAGAGAAAGCUUGAGCCUAUGGCUGCUCAGCGCCUUCGCAAGGAACUUGAGUCUGUAAAGCGAGAGGUCCUUAAAUCAGAAUGGAAGUGGAUCCUCAGCUCAGCAGUUGAUGUAACUCUGGACCCUGAUACAGCGCAGCCCGAGCUCACCCUGUCUGCGGAUGGGAAACGAGUGAGAGUGGGAAAGACACGGCAGGAUCUCCCUCAUAAUGAGGAGAGAUUUGAUUACUGGUCCUGUGUGCUGGGCAGGGAGGGCUUCACCUCGGGGAGAUGCUACUGGCAGGUGCAGGUGAAGGGAAAUAAAUGGUGGAGAUUAGGAGUCAGCCAAGAGUCUGCCCCGAGGAAGGGGGAGUUCAGCACAACCCCCCAGCAGGGUUACUGGGCUGUGUGGUGGGGGAGUGGAGAUAGAGAUGAGUUCAGUGCUCUCACUGACCCCCGGACCCCCCUCCCCAUGAGCCUGAAGCCCCAGAAACUGGGGGUUUAUCUGGAUUAUGAAGAAAGGCGGCUCUCCUUUUACAAUGUGGAGACCAGAUCUCACAUCUACACUUUCACUGAUAUGGAGUUCAAUCCCAAUGAGAAACUCUAUCCACUCUUUUAUACUUACAGUGAAACAGACCUUGUGCUGGAAGUCCCCUGACCCUGACCCUGUCAGCGCUGCAGAUUAAACACACAUUGCUGUCUGAACCAGGAAACUAUUCAAACAGCUCAGACAAUAUCCUCUUCACUUUCACCGAUGUUCUCUCUGCACUCUUCUGGGCUGAUGAUAAAAAAAUCCCCUCUCUUCCACCCUCUUACUCUAAGCCCCUACUCUAUUUCUCUACACCCCCUAUACUACUCCUGCCCUGUUUCUGUCCUCCUUUCCCCUCCACCUCUCUCCAUCUCCAGAUCACUCUCCUUCUCUUCUGCUCUCCUCUCCCUCUCACAACCAUGGCCACUACUGUCACUCUCUUCCUCCCUGCCCUCUCUACUCCCCCUCUCCCCUCUGUACUGUCUCUUCCCCUGCCCUCUCUACUCUCCCCUCUUCUUUAAUAUGGUCAUUUAGCCGGGGAAUCUAGCAGACCUGGGAACCUACCAUAAGAGUAUUUAAAGACUUAAACAUAUGUUAAAUGGCACCAGCACCUUUGAAUUGUAACAAGAAAUUGAUUUAGAGAGUUGAACUAGUGUGGUAUUGUGGCAAUGUGCCCCGCACCUGUGUGCAUUUGUGUGUUAUAUGUUGCAUGUAGUGUGUAAAUGUUGGUGUAUUGUAGUUGGUACACGGGAUAUAAUGUGGGUAAUGAGCACGAGUGUUUAAAAUGUAUAAUUGUAUUUAGGCACGGGGAUUGCACUUCACUUUCACGUGCAUUUAAAGUAUUUAAUAUGUGAGCACGAGGUUGCACAUAAUUAGUUCACGUGCUAGGAUUUAAGUGAAUAAUUAAUUAGUAAUUGAAUCCCGGCACAACAGUAUAUAUAGAUGCACGUUUUAUUCACUCAGUGUUGUUGUGUGUUCGUGAGUGGAGAACGGGUGUGGAGAGGAGGUAAAAAACUAAAGAGAAAAUAAUUGCUACUACAUGCUGGAGAACUAGCAUGGUACUUGUUUGUGUCUGGUUUCACUUGUUUGUCUGUCUGUUUAUUGUCUGUUCAUUUUGGCUACUGAGCCGUUUUAUUUUAGAAAGUGUUUUUGUGUUUGUUCAAACCUUUUAUUUUUCCGUAAUUAAUAAACCGCGCAACAGCGCUUUCAUUCACUA